Messenger RNA from Caenorhabditis remanei, 10509 nucleotides. RefSeq lists its product as uncharacterized. The record is from RefSeq and is a predicted model, not a curated record. Gene Ontology annotation, biological process: amino acid metabolic process; biosynthetic process. The transcript is spliced from 14 exons. Gene Ontology annotation, molecular function: pyridoxal phosphate binding; transaminase activity. NCBI's taxonomy places the organism in Eukaryota, Metazoa, Nematoda, Chromadorea, Rhabditida, Rhabditidae. The coding region runs from base 1 to 10509 and encodes 3502 amino acids.
AUGGAAAGCUCAACAAGGUCUCGACCACCAUCAUCAGCCAAUAGCACAUUAUUCAACCGGUCUAGUGAUAAUAUCAUAGAUUUAGAAUUUAGACAUCCAGUUCUCAUUGAAACAUCAGAGAAAACUGAUCAGAAACAGAAUGGAACCAAUGGUACUAGGCGCCGAUUUGCUGAUUUGAGAAAGAAAGUUUCGACGACAACGAAGACUUCGGUGACUGAAACAGAAAAAGUGACGACUACAAGGAGGAGUAGCAGUGCUCACAGUACAUCUUCUAGAAGAAGUUAUGGAAAACCGGUAGUUAACACUCUCUAUUACCGAAAGUUUGUUGAUGAAGAAACGAAAGGGGGAGAUGAAGAUUCAAGUGAUUCUGGAAGUGUCGUCAUCCAUCGAGACUCUGUUACUCGUCGUUCUCGCUCUGCAGAUCAUCUUCAGAAGUCUUCAUCUCCAACUAUGUCACCAAUUGCUCCUCCAAGAAAACGGUUGGGAAGAGAAGAGUCAUUGCAUUAUUAUAGAGAUGAUGAAGAAGUGAUUGGAGAGAAAGUUGAAUCUGAACAGAAGAGAAGAGUCACUGUGAAAUCUCCAGAACCUGGAAACACGUCGGUUUCUAUGAAUGAUACUGUGGAGGGACGGAAUAUCACAGCUGGAAUAACUUCAGUUUCAAUGAAUGACACCUGCACCGACACUUCUUAUGAAUCUAGAUUCUCCACUAUUCCGAGAGCAAGAAGUUCACCGCCAACUACUCAUCGAGUGAAUCAUAUCCACGUCAAUGUUAUUGGACCAAUCAGAACUCCAGAAUCAGAAAGAAGACAUAAAGUUGCAGGAAGAGUUGGAGAAGAUAUCACAAUGGAUAUCUACAUUGAAAGAAGGCAUUCAGCUGUUGAUUCCAGAAGAGGAUCUCAUGUAUCACAUGGUUCUGCGGCAGAAGCUCCACCAAAGCCUCCAAGAAGAUCAAAAUAUGAAGAAAACAUCCGAAUUGGAGAACCAAUUGCCACGUCUACACCAAUGACAACAAUCGAAAGAAAGCAGACAAGAGAGGAACGAGUUUCAACAGAAAGUGGUGAAUCAAGUAGGAAAAGUACCAGAAGUGCUCGUCCUCCAGAUAUAAAUAUCAUUGAAUGUGAGACAUUCCUUCGAGAAACAAGGUCUCCAGCCAGAACUCCAGCUACUCCAAUUGUCGUAAUCAAUCAAACUCCAUCAUCCAGAAGAGGAUCUCAAGAUUUACUCGGUGAACCGGGACAACGUCGUCGGAAGAGCACUGUAACAGAUAUCGAUUGGUAUGCUGCAUUCAAUAUGAAGGAUCCAUCUUCACCAACCAAACCAGUUCGUCCUCCAUUCGUAUCUCAUGCAGAUGAGAGAAAAGCGUCAAGAGAUGUGAUGAGACGAAGAGCUUCUGAUUCUUCAAUGAUAGGACUUCCACCUGCUGAUAUUGAUUUGAAUCAGAUCUUUGUUUGUACGGCACCAUAUGAAAUCAAAAAAGAAGAGAAAUGUCAAUGCAAUGCUUGUCGAUUGAUUCGAAUGUCGGAAGUUGAGAGGGAAUCUCGAAUUGAAAGAGCUAGUCGAUCAAGACAGAGUCGAUCUUUCACAAGAAUGACUGAAUACGAAACUCGAGCAAGCACACUGCCAUCUAGAUACCGCACAUCUCCAGUUACCAUUGAAUUGGAAGACAUCUUCAAUCCGAAACCAUCAUCACCUCCUGCUAUCAAUACGAAGCCACCAACGCCUCCAGCUCGUCGUCGUCAUGCACCAACUUCUCCAACACCGCCGCCAUCCCAAUCAUCCUUCGUUGAUGAGCCGUCACCACUUCCACCAUCGCGCCAUCUUGUCACCUCUACAAUCGAUCGGAAACAGGUGACGCCGGUGACUACUAACUCGAGGGAUUCUGGUUCUCAGUUGCAUGAAAAUACUCGCAAUCAGUUGCUUAACUCUCCUGACGAUUGGGUUGGUCAGAUGAUGAACGACGCUAAUGAAUGGGAAAAUAGAGUAAUUAGUCGAAAGUCCUCAGUUUUAUCAACAUCCUCCUCGACGGCUAGAAAAGUUUCAGUGGCUAGACGGAUUAGUGUAGACGAAUUGAGAAAACCAGAGAAGAGAAAGUCUCGAGAAGCAGUUCCUUUGCCACCUUCUGAUGUCAGUAUUGAUGAUAUUUUCACUGCUUUGAAUCCGAAAAGACAAGAAGUUCCGAAGAAUACCGAAAAGAAAACAUUCAUUGUAACUAGGAAACAAAGAGCUCAAGAUGUGGAUGUCAUUGAUUUUGAGAAGGAUCGUAAAUCACCAGUGGCACCUCCAAGAAGCAGAAGCACUGGAAGAACUCACACAUCAGAAGCCACAAUCACAAUGGGCGGCACAACUGAAACCCAGGACAAAGAAGACAAGAAGAUCAAGCAGAGAGUCAAAGAUUUCAGCGAGGAAUUGAUCAGAGAUGAGAAAUUCAUUGAUAAAAAAUCCGAUAUCAGAAACACAGAAGGUUCUACAGAUAAAGUCUUCAAACCAUCAAGCGUAGAAAUAGAGAUUCCACUCAAUGAAGAACCUGUUACAUCAACUGCUUCAAUAAAGAUGAGGCCAUCUGAGGAUAAAGAAGAACGCCUGAGACAGGUUGAGUCACCAGUACCAUCCGAUCAUGUGGCUCCAGGCAACGUUGAAUCAGAAAAGAAGGAGAACAGAACAUCCGCUGUCAGCAUUGACUUGGACAAAGUAUUUGUUGAAGGAUCAAUCAGAAAAUCUGAUAAUGACGUGUCUGAUGAGAGAAUUCGUCGUGGAAUUGAGGAGUUCGAGAAAGUUAAGCAAGAGAAGGAAGCACAAAGAAGUGGAGUCGUCGUGACAACUCAUUCCGGCAAACAGCGUUUCGAUCAGUCUGAUAUAUCUAUGGAUGAUGUAUUCAACACUUCUCAGCAAAAACAUCAGACUUCCCAUGAAAUCCAACGACCGGAACAAGCAGAAUCCACGACUGUCGUCUCAUCAGAUAAACCAACGGAGUCGGCUAGCUUCAAUUUAGAUAAUGUUUUUGUGACAACUGAUAGCAGAAAACCAGAAGAUGAUGAGGAAGAGCGACAUAUUCAAAGAAGAAUCGAGGAGUUCAAAAAAACUGAAGAGGAAAAGAAGGCCCAGAGGACAACAGAAUCUAUUUCUUCUUCUCAUCACCGAAUCUUCGAUGACUCCAAAAUCUCGAUGGACGACGUCUUCAGUUCAUCGAAACCAGAACAAGAAGAUUCCGCGGAGAGAAGUAAACCGGAUGCUGAAACAUCCACCGCGACGGCAUCGGCCGAGUCUAAGGAAUCAGCCAGCAUCAAUUUGGAAGGUGUUUUCAUAACUGAAAGAAAUAAAAAAGCUGAGGAAGUUGAUGAAGAAGAGCAUAUUCGACGAAGAAUCGAAGAAUUCAAGAGAGCUGAGGAAGAAAAGAAGAUUCAAAGAGCUACAGAGUCACAUUCUUCUUCCCACAUAAUCUUCGAUGAAUCCAACAUUUCAAUGGACGACGUUUUCAAUGUAUCUCAAACUGAGCGAGAUUCUUCGACUGUCAAUAAGAAACCAACGGAAGAGGAGGAGGAAGAUCAACGUAUUCAAGAGAGAAUCGAAGAAUUCAGAAGAACAGAAACAGAGAAAGAGAGUCAAAGAACAACAGAAACUCAUGCCUCUCACAGAAUCUAUGACGAUUCGAAUGUUUCAAUGGAUGACGUAUUUGGUUCAGAGAAUAAGACUGAUGAGAUCACAGUUCCAAAAGAAGAACCAAAAGAGACUUUGACUUCUUCUAUCACCAUGAGACCUCCAGAUGCUAAAACAACUGAAGUUUCUACACCAACAACGGAACCAGAGAAAGAAAACAGCCGAACUUCGGCUGUCAGCAUCGACCUGGACAAGGUGUUUGUUGAAGGAUCAAUCCGAAAAUCUGAUGAUGACGUGUCUGAUGAGAAAAUUCGUCGUGGAAUCGAAGAGUUUGAGAGAGCCAAGCAAGAGAAGGAAGCUCAGAGAAGUGGAGUUGUUGUGACUACUCACUCAAGUAAACAUUUGUUCGACGAAUCUGAUAUUUCAAUGGAUGAAGUUUUCAACACUUCUCGGCCUAGUCAAGAUUCUACUGUUGAAGUUGAAAGACCGACACAAACAGAAUCAGUCAACAUAGUCUUGAACGAUGAGUCAAUAGAGCGAGAAGAACGGCACAUCCGAGAAAGAAUAGAAGAGUUUGAGAGGGCUGAAGAAGAAAAGAAGAUUCAAAGAACCAUCGAGCCUCAUUCUUCCCACCACUUUGAGACUGGUAUGCAGAAGUCUCAAAUUCCAAUGGAAGACGUGUUUAAUGCAGAUAAUAAGGAAGUCGAAGUUGUUAUUCCUUUGAAAGAUUCUUCUGAUGAUACUGCUUCUGAUGAAGAAGCCGCCCGUUCUGAAGUAUCAGCUUCCAAACCUGUGACUUUUUCCGAAGAUGUUGAUACGGAUGACAAGAAGGAGGAACACAGAAAAUCCGCUGUCAGCAUCGACCUGGACAAAGUAUUUGUUGAAGGAUCGGCCGGGAAAUCUGAUAAUGACGUGUCUGAUGAGAGAAUUCGUCGUGGAAUUGAGGAGUUCGAGAAAGCCAAGCAAGAGAAGGAAGCACAAAGAAGUGGAGUUGUCGUUACAACUCAUUCAAGCAAGCAUCUCUUUGAUCAGUCCGAUAUCUCUAUGGAUGACGUCUUCAACACCUCUCGAUCUCAAGACGAUUCCACUACAGAUAAACCAGAAGAUCGGGAAGAAGAACACAUCCUAGAGAGAAUCGAAGAAUUCCAACAAGCCGAAGAAGAAAAACAAACUCAAAGAUCUAUCGAGCCUCAUUCUUCCCACCAAAGCAUUGAAGUCGAGUUAGACCAAUCAUCAAUUUCAAUGGACGAAGUUUUUAGUUCUGAAAACAAGGAAACAGAAAUCGCCAUUCCUUUGCAAGGAUCAACUGAUAAUGAAGCAAGAGAACCUUCAGAAGACGAUAACUCUACUCCAUCCAACUCAUCGCCUGUUGCUUCGAAAGGAAUUGAUGAGAAGCAUACAGAAAAAAGAAAAUCUUCCGUCUGUAUUGACUUGGACAAAGUAUUCGUUGAAGGAUCAGCUUCAAAAUCAUCAAAUGAUGUUUCUGACGAAAAAAUUCGAAGAGGAAUUGUAGAGUUUGAAAGAGCUAGGCAAGAGAAGGAAGCUCAGAGAAGUGGAGUCGUCGUGACAACUCAUUCAAGUAAACACCUUUUCGAUGAAUCUGAUAUUUCGAUGGAUGAUGUCUUCAAUAUUUCUCGAUCUGGACAACAUUCGACUGUAAAAGUUGAAAGACCUGAACAGACGGAAUCAGCAACCAUCACUUUGAAAGAAGAGCAGAUAAAUCAAGAAGAGAAACACAUCCGAGAAAGAAUUGAAGAGUUCCAACAGGCUGAGGAAGAAAAGAAUAUUCAACGAACAACAGAAGAUAAUGUGUCGCAUGAACACUUCAAAUCCGACUUGAGUGAAUCGAACAUCUCAAUGGACGACGUCUUCAACACUUCUCAACAAACCCAUAUACCAUCUUCUGAGAUAUCGUCGUCAUACUACAACAUAUCUGAAGAAGUGAACUCUCCGGAAGUCAAAUCUAAUACGAGUAAGAAAUUCGAUGAGUCCAACGUAUCAACGGAUGAUGUAUACGGAGCUACCGUUUCAAACGUCAAAAUGUCUGAAGAUGAAAACACCACAUUGUCAUAUUCACUGGAUGACCCGAAGAUCGAUGUGACAACUGAUGAAGAGGAAACGACAAGGAAUAAGACCACUACUCGCACGGAAACCGAAACAGAUUCAUCCACUAGAAGAUAUUAUAGAACGGAUCAGCCAUCGUCAUCAACCGGAAACGUAAUUUCAACGGGUACUAUUCAACUUGAUAAUACAGAUGGAGCCGAGAAGAAUAACGACGAUUCAGUUACUUCUACAGCCUUUUUCAACUUGGAUGACAUUUUUGUAAAAGGAGUUGGAACUUCUCGAAAAGAAGAUGAUGAGAAGAAGAUUCAGAGAGGAAUAGAAGAAUUCCAGAGAGCAAAUCGAGAGAAAGAAUCACAAAGAUCUUUGAUUUCGGAACCGUCUCAUUCGAGAAAGAUCACCUUUGACGACUCUAGCAUUUCAUUAGAUGAUGUUUUCAAUUCAACCAAAAUGAAGGACACUGAACAUUCACAUGAUGAACCUGUUAUUACAUCUUCUUCCUCUAUCCGAAUGAUACCAUCUGAAGAGAGAGUUAGAGACGACCCAUCUAGACCUCAGCCAGAAAACACAGAAAACAAAAAGGAGGGAAACAGAACAUACGCUGUCAGCAUCGACCUGGAUAAAGUAUUUGUUGAAGGGUCGGCCGGGAAAUCAUCAAAUGAUGCUUCUGAUGAGAAGAUUCGUCGUGGAAUUGAAGAGUUCGAGAAAGCCAAACAGGAGAAGGAAGCUCAAAGAAGUGGAGUUGUCGUGACAACUCAUUCAAGUAAACACCUUUUCGAUGAAUCUGAUAUUUCAAUGGAUGAUGUCUUCAACAUUUCUCAACCUGACCAACAUUCGACUGUAAAAGUUGAAUCUCCAGAACAGACAGGAUCCGAUAAUAUAAUUUUCAAAGAUCGGCAGAUAGAUCAAGAAGAGAAACACAUCCAAGAAAGAAUUGAAGAGUUCCAAAAGGCUGAGGAAGAGAAGAAGAUUCAAAGAACCACCGAUGAUCAUGAUUCUCAUGAACACUUUGAAUCCGACUUCAAUGAAUCCAAUAUCUCUAUGGAUGAUGUUUUCAAUACGUCCAUUUCGAGACAAAAUUUGUCAGCCCAUCGCUCUCACAAGUCGCUGGCUCCCACACCUGAGAAACCCGGAAACUCUGCCGGCCUCACCAUGGAUAGCGUUUCUGUACCGAGUGGUAGCCUCCAAUCAGAUGAAGCGCAUGAUGAGGAAAAACACAUCCGACAAAGAAUUGAGGAGUUCGAGGAAGAGAAGAAGAUUCAAAGAACCGUUGAGCCUCAUUCUCCCAUUCACCACCAUAUAUUCGAAGAAUCAAACAUUUCAAUGGAAGAUGUGUUCAAUAUAUCUCAACAAAAGCCGGAAAACGAGAUCGAUGAAGAAGGAAAACAUAUUCAAAGAAGAAUCGAGGAAUUCAAAAAAGCUGAAGAAGAAAAGAAGGCCCAGAUGACAACAGAGUCUCAUUCUUCUUCUCGUCACCGAAUUUUUGAUGACUCUAACAUCUCCAUGGACGAUGUGUUCAAUACUAGCUCUUCUUCCAGACAAGGAUAUACUUCACAAAUGUCGACGACUCCAGGAUUCAUAAAAACAACAUUUGACUCUGAGAAAACCACAACGACGACAGCAACUCGAACUGAAACUACUUCUGAUUCAUAUUCCAAGAAAACUAUUACCUCUCUCGAUGAUCUAUUUGGUCCACAAACUGCCACUCCUCCAGUCAUUUCAAUCUCUGCCAUAUCACUUGAUCCCUCCAAUCAGCCAUCAUCUUCACCUACUGCUCCUCCACGUAAACAUCAGAAUCUCUCUUCCCUUUUGGUGCCUGGUAAAUGGAAUGAGUCGAUGAUGUCAAAUGCAUCAACAAUUAGCCUCGAUGAUUCCUUCAACAACUCUUUUGUCAAGUCAGGAAACUCAACUGUCUACGAACCGAAACUGAGAAAACCGUUGAGUCUUCCAGUUGAUAACUGGAUUGAUAAUAUGGUAUCAACUAUGACUGAUGAGGCAACGAAAGAAGCUCCGAAAACACCAAAAACACCAAUGACUCCAGCCGAAAACUAUUAUCGAUCACCAACGAGAAUAAGCCAGGAGAUCAAGUAUGAAUGGGUUGCAAAGUUGAUUGAAGAUGACGAAGAUAAGAAGAAGACAGAAGAAAAAGAAGGAGAUCAAUCAGAAGAAGAACAUCUUCAGAAGCAGGAUAACACCUGGGUGUCUAGUGUUGUGUACCGUCCAACAUUGGAGACAAGUGCUUAUACUCUGAGAGCAAGUCAGCUGGAGCCAGAACACAAGAGAGAAGAUAUUGACAUGGAUCGAGUGUUCGAUGAGUGUCUGAUGGGAAAGAAGAAGGAUGACGAGAUCUGCGAAUGCUCAGCUUGUCGGCUGACAGAGCAAGAGUUGGAGGAAUUGAAAAAGAGAAAGAUCGAGAAUGAAAACAAGGCAAGAGAAGAGAGACAGUCAGUGCAGUACGAGACGAGACACGUGACUGUUACGAAUCCGUCUGAUAUUUCAAUUGAUGACGUUUUCAAUCCAGAAGUACAACUGAGCAUUCAAACCGAUCAUGUUCAAGUUCCAUCCACCUCCUCCCCGCCAAUUCAAUCCACUCGAACAUAUUACAUUUCUCCGAAAGUCUCAGAGACCGUGACAACAACGCAUCAAUGGAAAGAUGCUGAUAUUUCAAUGGAUGAGAUAUUCAGUCCAGUGUCUUCGACUACUAAUGAGAAUAGAAGAUUCUCGAAUUUCUAUGAAGACCGAAGUGGGUGGGACACGAUAGGAAGUGAGGAUAGUGGAGUUAUGUCAGGAGGAGAUAGAGGCAGGAGACGGUCCACGAGAAUUACGGAUCAUGUCAUCGAUGAAGCUUUCAAGGGAAUCUUCGAUUCACAACCAACUACGUCGUCUGCGAUUAUAAAGCUUGAAGAACCAUCGGCACAGUACGAUGACUACUACAUCACUUCUCUCCAUCAAGAUGAGGUUGACAGGAGUGAUUCUGAUGUUGAUGGUGAUAACCUUGAUGUCAGUCAAUUUGUCGAUGAUAUUCUUGGAAAGAGUUUGGAUGAAGCUGCAUUUUUGAGCAGUACCAAGUCACUCAGAGAUUACACAGAUACUUCAAUUGACCGGAAGAAGUCAGGAGACAGAGUACACCCUUACUACCGUACGAGAACUGAUACUUCCAUUGACAGAAGAGUGAAACCAGCAGUGAUAAACGAGGAUUUGGAAACGAUUGAGCAUCAUUCAAACGAUGAAAUCAUGAAGUUGGUGUUCGUUGAUCCAAAUGACCCUUCUAUCUCAAAGUCUGAAUCGCGAAGAAGUCUCAGUUUGCCUCGUAACAAAUCAAUCACAAAACCAAGUGACGAAGAACUUCUGGAGAUUGAAAUCAAGCCAGAAUACUUUAUAAUCAAAGGAUCAUAUUCUCUUCUCAUCCCCAAAUCAGACCCUCUUGGACUCAUGUUGCAGAAACUCCGUGAGCAGAACGAUUCAUUAGCCACUUUGGACUUUUCAUUGACAAGAAAAUUGAAAAAGUUGCUGGUAGAUUGUAUCAGGGAGAGAGCUGGUUGUUUGGAUAUGACAUCUGCUUCAUCGAAAUAUGAAGGCCUUCUCUCGUCUCGCGGUCAAAGUUUAAUCGAGUCCAUCGACUACGCAUCGGCCACUUUUUUGAAGAUGAACGUGGACAAGUACGAGCCGACACGCAAUCCAAAUGGAGUCGUUAACUUCUGCACUGCCGAGAAUAACAUCUGCACUCCUCUUUUAGAAGAGCGGUUCAAACAUCUUGAGCUGUUUUUCCCAAACACCGAACAUCUUGUGAGAUAUCCGCCAAGCGGGGGAUGGCCAGAGGCUCGGGAAGUGCUGGUCAAAUACUUCAAAGAGUUUAUGGGAGCUAGAGUGACUGUGGACGAGUUGGCAUUGACACCUUCUACUCGAACUGGUUAUGAUGUUACGAGUUAUUGUUUGUUUGAACAGGAUGAUAUUCUUCUGACCAAUGGACCUGUUUACGCUGGAACAGUUUCGAAUGUUCAGGAAAAAGCUCAGUGUCAGGUGGCUUGUGUGGAGACUGAUCUUUCGAAUCCGCGUCUUGAUGUGAAAAUGUAUGAGGAAGAAUUAAAUCGACAAAUUGCCCUCGAGAAUACAGUAUCUGGAGUGAUAAUUGUCAAUCCACACAAUCCACUUGGAGUCACUUUCCCACCAGAAGAAGUUGUCAAUUUAUGCAACUGGGCUGCUUCGAAAAAUCUGCACGUAGUCAUCGAUGAAGUGUUCGCCAACUGUGUCUUCGAUAAAUCAAACUCAAAGUUCCGCCCGUUCCUUUCCUACCGUCAUCGUGUUCAUCGCCCAGAGAAUGUUGCUUGGUUAUGGAGUGUCAGUAAGGAUUUCGGAUUGCCUGGUCUUAAAUUUGCAGUUAUUCAUUCGGCAAACAAAGGUCUUCGUCAAGCUGCAACUAAACUUCAGAUGUAUUAUCCAUGUUCUCCAUUUGUUCAAGAUUUUGCAAUCAACUUGUUGUCAGAUUCAGAGUGGCUUCGUGAAUUCCAUACCGAAGUGAAUAGACGCAUUUCAAUUCACUAUCGUUACACUACUGAAAACUUGGAAAGACUGGAAAUCCCAUUCGUUCCAGCUCAAGCAGGAAUCUUUGUUUUUGCUGAUUUCUCAAAGCAUUUAUCCUCAAAUAAUUCUGCUGGCGAACUCGAACUAUUUGAUCGUAUCGCCUCUGCAGGUGUGAUGUUAACUCCCGGUGUUCAUCAGAAAUGCCACGUGUUCGGAUGGUUCCGUAUCGUUUUUGCGUGUACAAAAGAAGAGCUUGAAGAAGGAUUCAGAAGACUUUUCGUACAUCUUGGAAGUCAUCUUCAUCCAAUUGGAACUGUUCAUUAUGAUAAUUAA